UUUCCCAGCAUGCAGCAUUCAAGAUGGCAGCGCUCAUGUCAGUCUCGCGACUGAAAACAUCGUUACUAAAAACAUCAUAUAUACGACACAUAAGAGCUCCUAGAAUACCAGACAGUCUUACUAAUUGUAUGUGCAGAAGAAAUAUCAACCAUUCAGUGAAAUAUCAGAACAGAAAGCCGUUUUUACUAAGUAGGAUAAAAUCGACCAGUACCAGCGUAUGUUGGAAAAGCAAACAAAGUGCAAUCCAACAAAAACAGCAGCUUAUAAGCCCUGCUGCUACUUCGGUCGCAGUACGCAAAGACAAACUCCACGCCCUCGGCACCGGGGUACCAGCUAAAACUGGUGUCCCAGAUCAGGUAACAGGAUGGGAGAUUAUCCGAGAAAUGCUGACGUAUAUAUGGCCCAAGGAUGAGAGGGGGAUCAAGAUAAGAGUACUGACUGCUCUCAGUCUACUGAUUGGGGCAAAGAUAACCAAUGUUUAUGUGCCAUUUUUGUUUAAAUAUGCUGUGGACCAUUUGAAUGAGCAUCAAACAGCUGCUGAUGCCAUGGCAACAGGAGGACAGGCUGCCACAGUCAUCACUGCUCUGCUCAUUGGCUACGGAGCAGCAAGGGCUGGUUCGUCUCUCUUCAACGAGAUGAGAAAUGCCAUCUUUGCUAAGGUAGCCCAGAACUCCAUCAGACGUGUUGCUAAGAACGUCUUCAACCAUCUUCACUCACUGGACAUGAAUUUCCACCUUGCACGCCAGACGGGAGCUCUGUCUAAGGCAAUUGACAGGGGAAGCAGGGGAAUCAACUUUGUUCUGAUGGCUUUGGUCUUCAACAUUGUUCCAACUAUUUUUGAGGUCGGAUUGGUCACUGGAAUCAUGUACUUUAGUCUAGGUGCACCCUUUGCUGGUAUAACACUAGCCUGCAUAGCGGCCUAUGCAACAUUCACACUCAGCAUCACGGCAUGGAGGACAAAGUUCAGAGUUCAAAUGAACCAGGCAGAUAAUGAGGCUGGUAACCAGGCGAUUGAUUCACUCAUCAAUUAUGAAACAGUAAAGUACUUCAAUAAUGAGAAAUAUGAGGUUGACAACUAUGACCGGGUUCUUGCACAGUACGAGGUAGCUUCGCUGAAAACAACCACUAGUCUGGCACUGCUCAACUGGGGCCAGAAUGCUAUCUUCAGUGCUUCACUUGCUGCUAUCAUGGUCAUGGCUAGCAAAGGAAUCAUGACAGGCACAUUAACGGUGGGAGAUCUUGUCAUGGUGAACGGUCUACUGUUCCAGCUGUCUCUACCUCUGAACUUCUUGGGCUCUGUCUACCGAGAGAUCAGACAAUCUCUGAUUGAUAUGGGCACCAUGUUCAGUCUACUCAAAGUGGAAUCCAAAGUCAAGAGGAAAGUGAAUGCACCAGCUCUGGAUAUAACACCCCAGAAUGCCAGUAUUACAUUUGAGGAUGUCAGCUUUGGGUAUCUUGAAGGUCAAGACAUCUUCAAUAACUUAUCCUUCACUGUCCCAGCAGGGAAGAAGGUCGCCAUUGUCGGGGGAAGCGGAUCAGGGAAAUCCACAAUCAUGAGGAUGCUGUACAGAUUUUAUGAUCCCGACUCUGGGCGUAUUUUGGUAAAUGGCACUGAUAUCAGGGAUGUUGACCUGGACAGCUUAAGAAGGUCAAUCGGUGUCGUUCCUCAGGACUGUGUUCUCUUCCACAACACCAUCUUCUACAAUAUCAACUAUGGGGACUUCAAUGCUACUGCAGAGGAGGUAUUAAAUGCAGCCAAGAUGGCCGACAUUGAUGGCAGUGUGCGUAAGAUGCCUAAAGGUUAUGACACAGAAGUUGGCGAGAGGGGCCUCAAAUUAUCAGGUGGCGAGAAACAGCGUGUUGCCAUAGCAAGAACCAUCUUGAAGAAUCCACCCAUCAUUCUGUAUGAUGAGGCUACAUCAUCACUGGACUCCAUCACAGAGCAGAACAUUCUAAACUCGAUGAAAAGUGUAACCAGAGGGCGCACUUCAAUAUUUAUUGCACACCGCCUGUCCACCAUCGUAGACGCAGACGAGAUUCUGGUCAUCGACAAUGGCCGCGUCGUCGAGCGAGGCAGCCAUUACGUACUGCUUAGCAACCCAGACAGUAUGUACUCGAUGCUAUGGAACAACCAGAACAAAGUAGCGCUGGAGGGAGAUUUAAAUGAGGGGGCGGGGCUUCAGAAUAGUGAGGAGGAGGAGUUGUUACCGUGACGAUCAUUCUUUUACCUUUACAAAUAGUCCCAAACUUUAUAUCAUUAAAUAAUAUUACUCUUUAUCAAUUUUUAUUAUCAUGUUCUGCCAAGUGUUGACAAGAAUAUCCCUAACAGAAAGGAUGAAAAUGAAUCAGCUUAUUCUGGGGCCAUCAGGGUCCAAUGUCAUAGAUCUGCUUCAAGCAAACAUCAAAUGUGUUAUGCUUAGCACAACAUUAUUUUUGCAAUUUGUACUGUAUAGGUUUUGAAAAAAAGAAAUGGUGCUAGAAAUACUAAGGCAAAAUUUCAUAGAGCUGCUUAAGCACAAAAAGUA
This is a messenger RNA of Asterias rubens (European starfish), 2525 nucleotides long. Its product is annotated as ATP-binding cassette sub-family B member 7, mitochondrial-like. The coding region runs from base 24 to 2213 and encodes 729 amino acids. Lineage: Eukaryota; Metazoa; Echinodermata; Asteroidea; Forcipulatida; Asteriidae. The record is from RefSeq and is a predicted model, not a curated record. Gene Ontology annotation, cellular component: mitochondrial inner membrane. The transcript is spliced from 14 exons. Gene Ontology annotation, biological process: transmembrane transport; intracellular iron ion homeostasis. Gene Ontology annotation, molecular function: ATP hydrolysis activity; ABC-type transporter activity; ATP binding.